Molecule: messenger RNA, 453 nt
Organism: Yarrowia lipolytica CLIB122
Lineage: Eukaryota; Fungi; Ascomycota; Dipodascomycetes; Dipodascales
Product: ubiquitin-40S ribosomal protein S31 fusion protein
Biological process (GO): translation; protein ubiquitination; modification-dependent protein catabolic process
Cellular component (GO): cytoplasm; nucleus; ribosome
Molecular function (GO): ubiquitin protein ligase binding; structural constituent of ribosome; protein tag activity
Source: RefSeq, a predicted model, not a curated record
AUGCAGAUUUUUGUCAAGACCCUUACCGGUAAGACUAUCACCCUCGAGGUGGAGUCUUCCGACACCAUCGACAACGUCAAGUCCAAGAUCCAGGACAAGGAGGGAAUUCCCCCGGACCAGCAGCGACUUAUCUUCGCCGGUAAGCAGCUCGAGGACGGCCGAACCCUUUCUGACUACAACAUCCAGAAGGAGUCCACUCUCCAUCUCGUCCUGCGACUUCGAGGUGGUGGUAAGAAGCGAAAGAAGAAGGUCUACACCACCCCCAAGAAGAUCAAGCACAAGCGAAAGAAGAACAAGCUUGCUGUCCUCAACCUCUACAAGGUUGACGAUGACGGAAAGGUUGAGCGACUUCGACGAGAGUGUGAGUCUGAGUCCUGCGGUGCCGGUGUCUUCAUGGCUGACAUGAAGGACCGACAGUACUGCGGCCGAUGCCACCUCACCCUCAAGGCCUAA